GGCACCCGUCUUUUCCAGGUAGCCUGGCCCAGUAUUCCUGCCCGACACGCUCCGCACACAUCGUACCGCAGCCCAUCUCGCACAUGUCGCAGGACCAGCCUACAGACGACGCGUACUUGUACGAGGACGAAGAGUCCAACAGCAUCACGCCCGAAGACUGCUGGACGGUGAUCUCGUCCUUCUUCCAGGAAAAGGGCUUGGUGUCGCAGCAGUUGGACUCGUUCGACGAGUUCAUCGAGUCCAACAUCCAGGAGUUGGUGUGGGAGGACUCGCACUUGAUUCUCGACCAGCCCGCGCAGCACACGUCCGAGGACCAGUACGAGAACAAGCGGUUCGAGAUCACGUUCGGCAAGAUCUACAUCUCCAAGCCCACGCAGACCGAGGGCGACGGCACCACGCACCCGAUGUUCCCGCAGGAGGCGCGCUUGCGCAACUUGACCUACAGCUCGCCGCUCUACGUGGACAUGUCCAAGAAGAAGUUCUUGUCGGACGACCGCGUGCGCAAGGGCAACGAGCUCGAGUGGGUGGAGGAGCACGUGGACGGCGAGGACGCGCAGCUGAAGGUGUUCUUGGGCAAGGUGCCCAUCAUGCUCCGCUCCAAGUUCUGCAUGUUGCGCGACUUGGGCGAGCACGAGUUCUACGAGUUGAAGGAGUGCCCCUACGACAUGGGCGGCUACUUCGUCAUCAACGGCUCCGAGAAGGUGCUCAUUGCGCAGGAGCGCUCCGCCGCCAACAUCGUGCAGGUGUUCAAGAAGGCCGCGCCGUCGCCCAUCUCGCACGUGGCCGAGAUCCGCUCCGCGCUCGAGAAGGGCUCGCGCUUGAUCUCGUCCAUGCAGAUCAAGCUCUACGGCCGCGACGACAAGGGCACCACCGGCAGGACCAUCAAGGCCACCUUGCCGUACAUCAAGGAGGACAUCCCCAUCGUCAUUGUUUUCCGCGCGCUCGGCGUGGUGCCGGACGGCGACAUCUUGGAGCACAUCUGCUACGACGCCAACGACUGGCAGAUGUUGGAGAUGUUGAAGCCCUGCGUGGAGGAGGGCUUCGUCAUCCAGGAGCGCGAGGUGGCCCUCGACUUCAUCGGCAGAAGAGGCGUCUUGGGCAUCCGCAGGGAAAAGCGCAUCCAGUACGCCAAGGACAUCUUGCAGAAGGAGAUGUUGCCCAACAUCACCCAGGAGGCCGGCUUCGAGUCCAGAAAGGCCUUCUUCUUGGGCUACAUGGUCAACAGGUUGUUGCUCUGCGCCUUGGAGAGAAAGGAGCCCGACGACAGAGACCACUUCGGAAAGAAGAGAUUGGACUUGGCCGGACCCUUGUUGGCCUCCUUGUUCCGCAUCUUGUUCAAGAAGCUCACCAGAGACAUCUACAACUAUAUGCAGCGCUGUGUGGAGAACGACAAGGAAUUCAACCUCACCUUGGCCGUCAAGUCCCAAACCAUCACCGACGGUUUGCGCUACUCCUUGGCCACUGGUAACUGGGGCGAGCAGCGGAAGGCCAUGAGCGCGCGUGCCGGUGUCUCCCAGGUGUUGAACAGGUACACCUACUCUUCGACCUUAUCUCACUUGAGAAGAACAAACACCCCCAUCGGCCGGGACGGCAAAAUCGCCAAGCCCAGACAGUUGCACAACACCCACUGGGGCCUCGUGUGCCCCGCAGAAACCCCCGAGGGCCAGGCCUGUGGCUUGGUCAAGAACUUGUCCUUGAUGACGUGUAUAUCCGUCGGCACCUCGUCCGAGCCCAUCUUGUACUUCUUGGAGGAGUGGGGCAUGGAGCCCUUGGAGGACUACGUGCCUUCCAACGCACCCGACUGCACGAGGGUGUUUGUCAAUGGUGUUUGGGUCGGAACCCACAGAGAACCCGCACAGCUUGUCGAUACAAUGAGAAGAUUAAGAAGAAAGGGUGACAUCUCGCCUGAAGUCUCUAUCAUCAGAGACAUCAGAGAAAUGGAGUUCAAGAUCUUCACUGAUGCAGGCCGUGUUUACCGUCCGUUGUUCAUCGUGGACGACGACCCCGAGUCCGAGACUAAGGGUGAAUUGAUGUUGCAGAAAGAGCACGUCCACAAAUUGUUGAACUCGGCUUACGACGAAUACGACGAGGAUGACUCGAGUGCAUACACGUGGUCGUCGUUGGUGAAUGAUGGUGUCGUCGAAUAUGUGGAUGCAGAGGAGGAAGAAACCAUCAUGAUUGCAAUGACGCCGGAGGACUUGGAGGCCUCUAAGAGCUCUUUGUCGGAAACACAACAGCAUGACCUUCAGUUGGAAGAGCAGGAGCUUGACCCUGCAAAGAGAAUCAAGCCCACUUACACCUCUUCCACUCACACCUUCACUCAUUGUGAGAUUCAUCCUUCCAUGAUUCUCGGUGUGGCUGCUUCCAUCAUUCCGUUCCCCGAUCAUAACCAGUCCCCACGUAACACAUACCAAUCGGCUAUGGGUAAGCAAGCCAUGGGUGUGUUCUUGACAAAUUAUGCCGUCAGAAUGGAUACGAUGGCCAAUAUUUUAUACUACCCUCAAAAGCCUUUGGCUACCACAAGAGCCAUGGAACACUUGAAGUUCCGUGAGUUGCCUGCAGGUCAAAAUGCUGUGGUCGCCAUUGCUUGUUACUCUGGUUACAACCAAGAAGAUUCCAUGAUCAUGAACCAGUCCUCUAUUGAUAGAGGUCUAUUCAGAUCGUUGUUCUUUAGAUCAUACAUGGAUUUGGAGAAGAGACAGGGUAUGAAAGCCUUGGAGACCUUCGAAAAGCCUUCGAGAUCUGACACCUUGAGAUUGAAACAUGGAACAUACGAAAAGUUGGAUGAUGAUGGUUUGAUCGCACCUGGUGUUAGAGUCAGUGGUGAGGAUAUCAUUAUCGGAAAGACGACGCCUAUCCCUCCUGACACUGAAGAGUUGGGUCAAAGAACGCAAUACCACACCAAGAGAGAUGCUUCUACUCCUUUGAGAAGCACAGAGUCGGGUAUUGUUGAUCAGGUCUUGUUGACAACCAACGGUGAUGGAGCCAAAUUCGUGAAGGUGAGAAUGAGGACUACCAAGGUUCCUCAAAUUGGAGACAAGUUUGCUUCUAGGCAUGGUCAGAAGGGUACCAUCGGUGUCACUUACAGACACGAAGAUAUGCCAUUCAGUGCACAAGGUAUUGUCCCUGACUUGAUUAUCAACCCACAUGCUAUUCCAUCUCGUAUGACGGUUGCGCAUUUGAUUGAGUGUUUAUUAUCCAAGGUUUCCUCCUUAUCUGGUUUGGAAGGUGACGCAUCUCCAUUUACGGAUGUGACCGCAGAAGCGGUCUCCAAGUUGUUGAGAGAACACGGCUAUCAAUCCAGAGGGUUCGAAGUCAUGUACAACGGCCACACUGGUAAAAAGAUGAUGGCUCAGGUUUUCUUUGGUCCAACAUACUAUCAAAGAUUGAGACAUAUGGUGGAUGAUAAGAUUCAUGCAAGAGCCAGAGGACCAGUGCAAGUAUUGACUAGACAGCCCGUUGAAGGUAGGUCCAGAGACGGUGGUUUGCGUUUCGGAGAAAUGGAAAGAGAUUGUAUGAUUGCUCAUGGAGCGGCCGGUUUCUUGAAGGAGAGAUUGAUGGAGGCGUCCGACGCUUUCAGAGUGCACGUUUGUGGAAUCUGUGGUUUGAUGUCCGUGAUUGCCAACUUGAAGAAAAACCAAUUUGAGUGUCGGUCAUGCAAGAACAAGACCAACAUUUACCAAAUCCACAUUCCGUAUGCGGCCAAGUUGUUGUUCCAGGAGUUGAUGGCAAUGAACAUUUCUCCUAGGUUGUACACGGAGAGAUCUGGGAUUAGCGUCCGUGUUUAACUGAGGACACUAUUACAUGUACUAUACGCAGAUUCAAGAGGGGCUAUGUAUCACGAGAGAGAAAAAAAUUAUAGCCAAAUAAUAAAAUCACCGGUUUGAGAUAGUUAGU
Messenger RNA from Metschnikowia bicuspidata var. bicuspidata NRRL YB-4993, 3897 nucleotides. RefSeq names its product DNA-directed RNA polymerase II subunit RPB2. The transcript has a single exon. Lineage: Eukaryota; Fungi; Ascomycota; Pichiomycetes; Serinales; Metschnikowiaceae. Bases 84 to 3788 code for a protein of 1234 amino acids. Gene Ontology annotation, cellular component: RNA polymerase II, core complex. Gene Ontology annotation, biological process: DNA-templated transcription. Gene Ontology annotation, molecular function: DNA binding; DNA-directed RNA polymerase activity; ribonucleoside binding. The record is from RefSeq and is a predicted model, not a curated record.